Morchella sextelata is the source of this 1047-nucleotide messenger RNA. RefSeq lists its product as uncharacterized. Lineage: Eukaryota; Fungi; Ascomycota; Pezizomycetes; Pezizales; Morchellaceae. Bases 1 to 1047 code for a protein of 348 amino acids. The record is from RefSeq and is a predicted model, not a curated record. The transcript is spliced from 6 exons.
AUGACUGAGAACUCUGCUCCUGCUGCUGGUGGUGCUGGUGGUAAUGAUCGUGAGGAGCAUCCAAAGAUCAUUUUGUACCAUUAUCCAUUCAGUCCCUGGGCCCACAAAGUCAGCUGGUACCUCAACCUGCGCGGCAUCAAAUACCAAGAAUGCAUCCAACCGCCCAUCAUCCCGCGUCAAGACCUGGCCAUCCUCGGCAUCACCUACCGGCGCAUCCCGCUGCUGGCCAUCGGAAACGACGUCUACAUCGACACCACCCUGAUCCUGCGCGAGCUCGAGCGGCGCUUCCCGAACGGCGGGCUCGACACGGACCCGCAGCGGUCGCUGGAGUAUGCGGAGCGUAGCAAUGGCAUGUUUCCGUUUGCCGCCGGGUGCAUUCCGAGUAGCUUGCCGAUUAUGAGGGAUGAGAGAUUUAUCAAGGAUAGGAGCCAGUUUAGUGGGAGGAGCUGGAAGAAGGAGGAUUUAGAUGCGGCACGGCCAAAGGCUCUCGCCGGCGUACGCAAAGCUUUCGAAGCCGCCGAAAAAGACCUCUCCGACGGCCGGGACUGGAUCCUCGGCAAAGAGCUCUCCCUCGCCGACAUUGAAGUCGUCUGGCCGCUCGAAUGGGUGAUCAGCAUGCCCGGCGCGCUCCUCAACUCCGACAUCACCCCCGAAACCUUCCCCAAGACCUUCGCGCACAUCACCCGUCUCAAAGCGCGCAUCCCGGGCUCCAAGGCCGCGGGCGUCACCAGGAUCAAGGGCGAGGAGGCCAAGGCCGUGAUCCUCUCGUAUCACACGCAGCAGGAGGAGACGGGGAACGUUGGUGUGACGGACAACGAUCCGAGCGGGGUGACGUGGGGCGAGGAGGUGGAGAUUACGCCCGUGGAUACGGGGCGGGCGAACCCGCAGAGGGGGCGGGUGAGGGAGUUGAGUAAGGAGAAGGUGGUGGUUGAGGUUGUGCCGACGGGGGAGUAUCAUGGGAAGGGGAGGAAGGCGCUGAGGGUGCAUUUUCCGAGGGCGGGGUAUGAGGUUGUGAGUACGAGUGCGAAGGGGGAUGAGAAGUUGUAG